AUGAUUUUUGAGAACUCACAAUAUUCAUAUAUAAUAAAUACUAUAAAACAUGGAAACGAAUCCGAGAAGCUAGCUGCGCUGAACGAUUUUUAUGAACAGCUAAACUUAUCUGUGGAUGGAGGAAUAAGUAAUUCACAUUUGGAAGAAUAUAUUAACGUGUUAAUUCAUGUAAUUAAUAAACCCCAUGCAACGUAUGAUGAUUCAUACAAAAAUAGUGGAAAUAAAAAAACAUCUAAAGGAUGGGGAAAUGAUAAAAAAUCAAAUAAUGAUAAAAUAAAUGAUGUAGUAGGAAAUGGGUUAAAUAAUUUCUUCAAAAUAAUACAAGAGCAUAUAGGUGUUUAUGCUACAAGUUUUGAUGAUAUGGAUGAUUUUGAUUAUAGUGACAAUAACAAUGAGAAAGCUCGAGGGAAAAAAAAAAAUAAUAAGGGAAAAGGUGAUGAUGAAAAUAACAAUAGUGAUAAUAAUAAAAAGGGAAAUAAAAAAUUAUUAGAAAAUUUGAACAUGAAUAAAGAAGAAAAAAUAGAUAAAGCAGACAAGAAGGAAGAGAAAGGAAAAGAUAAAAUAAGUGAAGAAGAAGAAGAAGAAGAUGAUGAUGAUGAUGAUGAAGAAAAUGAUGAAGAAGAGAGUAACGAACAUAAUAAAAAUAAAUAUAGUAGUGAAUUUGAUUCAGAAUUUGAAAGUUCAAAUAAUUGUUCAAGCAUUACAAGCGAAUGCAGUAAUGAAUUUGAUAAUGAGAAAAUGUUUAUGGAUGAGGCAUGUGCAAUCGAUGUAAAAUAUAUUAAUAUGAUAUAUACUGCUACAUGUUGUAUAUAUACUAUUUUAGAUAUAUACCCUAAUUCAAUAAAAUAUGUAAUUAAUAAUAGAGAUUGUGUAAAUAUAUUAAAUAAAAAAUUAAAUGAUAUAGAAUAUAUUGAUGUUGCUGAAGUAAUAUUAAAAAUUUUUGAGAAGCUAGUAGAAAAAGAUCCUAUGCUUAUAUUGAAAAAAAAAAGUAUUAAAUAUAUGUUAAUGCAUAUAGAUUUUUAUAAUGUAAAUAUUCAGAAAAAAAUAUUUUUUUGCAUUAUUCAGAUGAUUAAUAAUAUUAAGAAAUAUAAACAUAUUAAAAAAUAUAUCAUGCCUUAUUGUAAUACAUAUGUCAAUUUUUUUCACUUCAAUUAUAUUCAUAUAUUAAAUAUUAUAUGUACUUUAUGGAGAUCAUUACUUGAUAAAAUAAUUACUAUACAAUUAGAUAAUGAUAAUAAAAUUAGAAGAAGAGCCAAUUUAUUAUUAUUAGGUGAAGAUAGAAUUUCUAAUUCUCGAAAAAGUAAAAAUAAGAGCACAAAUGAAGUAUCAUCUUACUUAAGCAAAUUAAUGGAAAAAAAAAAAAAAACAAAAAAGAAAAAAAAAAAAAAAAAACAAGGAUGUAAUGAUUCAAAUGACAACGAAGAUAAAACUACAAUGAAAAAUAUGCACACUAAAGAAGAAAAUGAUAAAAGUUAUAAUGUUAUAGAAAUAUCAGAUGAUGAAAAUAAAAGUAUUGAUAUAUCCAGUGAUAUUAGUAGUAAUAGCAAAAGUAAGAAAAAGAAAAAUUCACAAAAAAAAAUAGCUAGUUCAAUUAGUAAAAACAAAAAAUCAAAAUGUUCCGAAAAUGAUAUGGAUGACGAUCACGGGUGUGAUAAGAAAAAGAAGAAAAAAAAAAAUAUAUUUAAUAAAAAAGAGAAGAUUGAUAAAGAAUCUGCAAAAGAAGAUAAUGUUAAUGAUAUAGAUUCAAAUUCCAGCUGUUGUCAAAAUAAAAACGAAAAAAGAAAAAAAACGAAAAAAAAAAAAGAAAAGGAGGAUGUAUAUAAUUUAGAUGAAAAUGAUAAAGGUAUAAAUAAAAACGAACAAGAUAAUAAAAAAUUAUUCCCAACACUUUUAAAAAAUGUUAAUGAAUCUACUAAUGUAGCCAAUGAAUCACAUGUCGAAGUAAAGGGUGAAGAAAAAAACAAAACAAAUUACAUUAACAAUCAAAAUAAUCUUUUACAAAAUAUAAUUCAUUUAAAUAAUAAUGAAAAUAUAAAUAAUAAAUUAUGUGCAGAAAUAGAAAGCGUAUAUAAUACGAAUAUUAGAGAUAAUAUUGUCAAAUUAUUAAUAGAAUGUAAAAUAGAGGAUAAUUUAUAUGCCUUUAUUGAAACAUUUUAUAUCAUAUCUAUACUAGUUAAUUAUAGUAAUAAUAUAUUAAAAGAUUUUUGUAAUAGCGAUUUUUUAGAAAAAUUUAAUGAAUUAUUUGAUAAUAAAAAAUUUAAAAACAAUAAUAUAUUGAUUAUUUAUAUUUUAUUUACUUUAUAUUCUUUUCUUCCAAUAUGUAAAAUUGAUGGAUCUUUAAUACAUAAAUAUGAAACAGAACAUUUGUUAGGAAAAAAAAAUAAAGAAGAAUCAUUAAAAGUUAGCAUACAAGAAAAUGAUAUUUUUAGUAAUGGGGAAUUUUGUUCAACUAAGUGUGCAUCUUUGAAUUUUCCAGUGGAUGUUAAAAAAGAAAAACUUGAUUUUUAUAAAAAUAAUUUGAAAUAUUUAAUGACAGUUAUAAAAAUAAUUAUACCAAAUAUAUAUACCAUAUUUGAAGAAACAUUACAUUAUGAUACAAAAUAUUUAUGUACAUCCAUAUUAUUAUCGCUAUUUAUUUCUCUUUAUAAAAUAUCAUUUACAUCCUUUAACGAUCCAGAAUUUGUUCAAUGCUUAAAUUAUAUAUUUAGUUAUAAUACAGAGUUAUAUUCUUUUAUAAGAUUUUGUAUUUUAAAUAAUUUAUCUGACACAUCAGUUAUUAGUGGUAUUAUUAUAUGCAAAAUUGUAGAGUCGUUUGUAAAUCUAAUAUCAACUAAUUUAAUAUAUAAAGAAUUGAAAGAAAAAUUAAAUAUAAAAAAUGAAACUACAACUGAUGAGUCAUAUAUUAAUUUUACUAUGAAUAAUAAAAUAUAUAAAAAUAUCAACAUUCAAGAAAGUGAUAUAACAAAUUUCACUUUUAACGAUAAUAAAAUUGUUUUUUUACAUGUACUAAUAAAUAUUAUAAAAAAUAUAUUACUAAAAAAGAAAAAAGAAAUAGGUACCCAAAACAGCAACAUUUUAUGCAAUAGUAAUAAACAAAUUUAUAACAUUAUAUUUUUGUAUUUUUAUGAUUUAUAUAAUUCUGAUUGUUCAGGCAAAAAUAUAAUAAAUAAUAAUAGCUAUUUAAUUCCCCAUAAAAUUUUAUGUAAUAAUCUCGAACAAAAUGAUGUUGAUACAACGACUAAAAAUGGAAAAUUAUUAUUUUUUAAUUACGAAAGAGAAUCUAAAAAUGUUAAUUUAGAAUUUGGAACAAUAUUUUUAUGUUAUGAGAAUGUAAAAAAAUGCAAAAAUAAUGAUGGGUCAAACAUAUUUUUAAAAGAUUUAAUUAUUGAUGAAAUAAGCUGUUAUAAUAAUGUUGUUUUAUCUUACUAUUAUUUAAUAAAUUUGUUUUGUAAUUUAUAUUAUAUGCGUGAAGAUGGAUCAAUUUAUUUUUAUAAAUACAAUAUUGCAAAAAGAUUAUAUUUUUUUUUAUUUCAAAAGUUGUUUUAUGGCAAUACAAGGAAAAAGUAUACACAAAAUGUAGACAAUUGGCAAGAAAGGAAUGGAAAAUAUGUUUUAAAAAAUAAUACUAUUAUUAGCAAUGAAGAAUUUAUAUAUAAGGAAAAACAGAAAAAGAAAAUCUUGAAAUUAUUAAAAAAUAUAGAUAGAAAUUUAAGAUUGUAUAUAUUUUUAUAUGCAUUAUUGUUUAUUAACAAUGAAAAAAAAGAGGAUAUAGUACAUGGAUUAUUUUUAAAUAGCAUUAAAAAGCUAUAUAAUAUUUUAGGAAUUGUAAAAAACAUUGAAGAAAUGAACAAAUCCGAAUUUAAUAAUUUAAAAUCCUCAGUUUUAAAAAUUUUUGAUGUUUAUCAUUAUAAUUUAAUUACAAAUAAUGUAUCUUUUUAUCAUUUUUCCAAUUUGAUUAAAUUAACAAAAGAUUGUUUAAAUAUGUUUGAUAACUUGCCUAUGCAUUUUUUCCAGGAAAAUUUAAAUAGUGCAAAUAAUUGCCUGCACACAAAUAUAAAUGAGUUAUAUACAAAUAUUAAUAAUAAAAAUAAUAGUAACAAUAAUAAUAAAGCGAUAUGGUCGUCAAAUUCUGAUGAUUUCCCAUCGUUGCAUCAUGAUAACUAUUGUGGUAAUAAUAUGUUGGGUUCAAAAAACAGAAAAGUUAGUGAUAAUAAUUUGUCAAAAGGUUUGAAACAAAAAAAGAAAAAUAAUAAAGAGGAUCCAAAUUUCGAUGAAGCUGUGGAUAAUAGUGAAGCAAAUAAACAAAUAGAAGAUGAUGAGUUAGGUACUAAUAUUAAUGAAAAGAAACUAGAUACUUCUAUAUUUAUCGAAGAAAUUGAUGAAGAAAAAAAAAAACAAAAAAAAACCGAAGAAAAUGAACCUUCAACAUUUUAUAAUUUAAAAGAGUCAAAUAAAGAAAUCGAAAUUAAUAGAAAAAACGAAAUCGAAAAGGAUGUUAGUUCAACAAAUGCACGUCAUAAUAGUUUUCCUAUUAAAGAUAAAAAAAAAUCAAAGGGAAACAAUUUUAUUGACGAAAAAGAUAUGAAUAAUGUCAAAAAUGAUGAUAAUAAUAAUAAUAAUGUAUAUAGCUACUUAAAUAAAAAAAAUUACAAUAAUGUUUAUUAUGUUUCUAAGGGUUCAUUUUAUGAUGCCUUAGCCAAAAAUAAUAAUAUCAAUAGUAAUAAUAUAAAUACAAAAUAUAAUGACAAAAAAGGAAAAUGCAUGUAUAAUAAUUACAAUUGUCAUUUCCCAAUCCAUUUAAGAAGAAAUGGAUUAUAUGUUGAUAAUGUGGCAAUUUUUAAUUCUUUGAAUAAGGGUAUACAACUAUCAAUGGUACAUGAUAAUACUGACGAAUUUUCAAAUAAUAGAAUAUAUGAAGAUUUUAGUAAAAAUGUAAAUAAUGUAGCUUAUGAUUGUACAAAAGUGGAAGGUGAAGAAGAAAAUAAUAGUUGUAACUUGUCAUAUAAAAAUAAAGAAAAAGAUGAUAAAAAUAAUAAAAGUGUAAAUUUAUCACAAAAAAAUUCAAAAGAUUUAAAGAUUAACAAAAUGACAUAUUCAAAAGAUAUAACAAAUAGAUUUUUAUAUUUUUCCAAAAAUGAUUUUGAUAAAUCUAAAAAUUUACAAGGAUCUUUUAACAUAUUUGAAUCAUUUAAUAAAGUUGAAAAUUAUAUAAGAAAAAAUGUUAAUAAAAAUAAUAAAAAUUAUAAUUCAAAAUAUUAUGGAAAAAAUGACGAUUUUAUUGUUCUAUCAAUUAAUGGAAUAAAUGUGCAUAAAGAUUCAUGUAUUUCUGAAUACUUAGUAAAAUUAAGUGAUUUAUAUUAUUUAAAUAAAAAUGAAUCAUAUAUUAAUGAAGAAAAUAUAUAUUGUAAUUUUGAAAACUUUUAUGUUUAUAAUGAUGUAGUAGAACAUUGUAUAACUAAUUAUAAUUAUAUUAAAAAUAAUAUUAAAUAUUUAUGGAACAAUAAUAAUAAUCAGGGUAUUUAUAGUACCAUUAGUAUAGCCAAUAAUAAAAAUAAUAACAAUAUGCACAUUAUAAAUUACAAAAUUAUUAAAAAACGAAAACAUUCUGAACAAACAUAUGAACAAGCUUUAUUUGAUGAUUAUGAUGAUGAUGAACUUAUGAACAUAAAUAAUGACUUAAAUAUUAUUACAAAAAAAAAAAGCAAAAAAAAAAGAGAUAAUAAUUAUGACAAUAUUGAUGAAAAUAUACAAAAAAGUGAGCAUAACACAUUUUACAAAAAUGAUAUAUAUUCCUAUGUCAGCCCAAGUACUUAUAAAAAAAUUAAGAGUAGCAUAAAUACACCAUUUUCUUGUAAAAUUAUAAAUCAAAAAUAUAAUUAUUAUAAUAUAUCUUUUGAUUUAGUUAAACAUUUGCAUACUAAUGUUGAUGAACAUAUUGAUACGAGUCAUACAAAGUUAAACGAUAUUGAUGUUAAAACAAGUGGAGAUACAGAAAAUGUUAUGGUAAAUAAUUUCUUUACUAUUUUAAAAACAAAAGCACAAAAAGAAGCUUAUGAAAAAAACAAAAAUUUAUAUCACGAAAUGGGAACAAUUAAAGAUGCUUAUGAUUCUAGAUCUUUAAAACAUGUAAGUGGAAAAGAAUAUUAUAACGAAUUGGGAAGUGAAAAAAUAGAAAAUGAAAAAAAAACAUCAUCAUUUUUACUUGACCAUUUAAAAAAUUGUUAUAUAAAUAACCAAAUGGAUUUUGACUUAUUAGAAAAUAAUUAUGUAGAAAAUGAUUCAAUCUAUUUAUCUACAUAUCUUAAAAACGAAAUGACAAAAGUAAUAGAACUUAUUCUUUUAGAUAAUCAUUAUAUUAAUAAAGAUAUAAUGCUUAGUACACAUUAUCACAAUUUCAAUGUUGUUUUAAAUAAUGAAAAAAAUAAAAAUGAUAAUAAAAGAAGUACUAUUGAAAAUAUUGAAAUGGGAAGAAUGUGGGAAAAUAAUUUGUAUAAGAAAUAUUAUGAAAAAAAAAAAAAAAAAGAGAAUAAGGAAACACAUCAAGAUCCUUUACUUCAAUAUGAAAAUAUGACUAAACCAGCUUUUGAAGAAGAAGACGAAUUUUAUAUGCUAUUUAAUUAUAUGCCUAUGUAUAGUGAAAUUAUUAAAAAAGGAAUAAUGAUGAAAAGAGAAAAUGAUACAGAAUGGGAGUAUGAUCAAAGAUGUUUCAAUUCAAACAAUGUUAAAAAUUGUUUAUGUAAUAAUAAAAAAGAAAAAAAAAUGGAUAGAGAUAUAUUUAUUGAAAAUAUGUACAACUUUUUGUUAUAUAAAAUAUUAUUUUUACUUUUUAAGCAUUUUAAAAUUUCCAAUACCCAACCACUUUUUAACUUUUAUAUGAAUAAUGAAGUCGAAGAUAAAUUGAUUUUAGAUGAAAAUAAAAUUGAAUCAAUGAAAUUAUUAAAUGAUAUUACAAAAGAUGAAAUGAAUUUUGUGAAAUGUGUUUAUUUAUGCAAAAAUAAUAAAGAAAAAAAUUUUGAAGAACCAAACAAAUUAUUACUCGAAAUAAAUGAAAUAGAAAAAAAAGAGUUUAUAUUAAAUAGUUUAAAUAAUAAAAUAAUGUAUUAUUUGAAUAAUCCAUUAUUUAUGUUUAGUGAAAAAUUACCAUCAUGGAUAUACAAAAUAUUUUAUUUAUUUAAUUUUGUAAUAAAUAUUGAUAUUCGAUCUUUUUUUUUUGAAAUAGCAUAUUUUGGAAAUUAUAGAGGUUUAUACAAUUAUAAACAAAGAAUAAAAGAAUUAGUUGAUAAGUUUAAUGAAAAAGUAACUACUAAAAAUGGUGCAUUAAUGGAAGAACAUUUAUUAUCAGUGUGUGCAAAUUAUACAUAUAAUUCUGAAAAAAAAAAAAUAUUUAAUUUUUUACAAGAUAAUACUACUUUAUCAUUACCUCGAACUAAAAUUAAAUUACAUAGAAAUAAAAUCAUAGAUUCUUCUUUCCGAAUAUUUAAUCAUAUACAUUAUAUUAAUUCAAAUUAUAUUACUCCAUCAUAUUUGGAUAUAGAAUUUUUUAAUGAAGAGGGAACAGGGUUAGGUCCUUCGUUAGAAUUUUAUAAUGAAGUUAUUGAAGAGUUAAAAAAAGAGAAAUUGAAAUUGUUUAAAAUUGAAAAUAAUUAUCUUUUCCCUAUAUCUUAUAAAAUAGAUUUGAAUAAUUUUGAUUUCAAUUUAUUAAAAAAGCCUAAACAUUCUGAACUUACAAAUAUGACAAAUAAUAGUGCUACUGAUUUAGGAGCAGCUUUUUCUGGAAAUCUACACAAUUUUAAUAAUCAUCGAUCAUUUGUUUCUAAUAAUCAUAAUACAUAUAACUCUUCUUCUAUUAAUAAAAGAAUUAAUGAUAUUAGUGAUGGGCUAAAUACAAAUAGCUAUCAUUCAGUUAACAGUUUCAUAAAUCACUUUUUAUAUUCUAUGAAUUCAAAUAUAUUUAAUAAGAAUAAUAGAAAUUUAGAUAUUUAUGACGAUAUAUCAAAAAUCGGAAUUUUAGAUAAAAAAUCGAAGAAUAAAAAGAAUAAAAAAAGUGGAAAAAAAAGCGGAAGUAGUAAAGUUAAAAAUAGUUCCAUUACAGAUAUUAACAAUGAUAAUGUAGAAAGUGAUAUUAAAAAAAAAGUGAAAAAAAAAAAAAAAAAAAAUGAUGCCCAAGAAGAGGAUGAAAUUGAUGAUGUUGAUGAUGUUGAAGAAAUUAUGGGCGACGAACAAAUUAAAAAUUGUUUGAAAAAAAUAAAUAAAAAAGAAAAAAUAAACCAAGAAUCAAUUAAUGAAAAACCAAAAGAUAAAAAGGGAACAACCAACCAGGAUAGUUGUAUAGAUAACUAUUCCGAAAAUGAUAUAAAUGAUGUGGAUGAUAAUAUUAAUAGUGAGCAUAUAAAUAAGCCCAUUGAUAUCUCUGAUAAAACAUCAUCAUAUAAAAAAAAUAAUGGUUUUGAUAUAAAAGAUGAGAAUGCAAAAAUAUAUGAAGAGAAACAUAUAAACACAGAAAUAAAUAAAAAGAAAAGAGUUAGAAGUUAUGAUGGUGAAAAUGAAGAUGAAAAUAAUAAAAGUGUAGAUGAGGAAGAUAAUAUUAGUGUAAAAGAAAAAAUGAAUGAUCAAAGUUUUGGUGAAGAAGAUGAAUAUGGUUACGAAAUUGACGAAUAUGAUGAUGAGGAUUAUUAUGAUGAAUAUAGUGAAUAUGAAAAAGGCGAAAAAAUAAAAUUUUCGUUUGAAGGAAAAAAAAACAAUCUUAAAAAGAAGAAAAAAGAAAAGAACUUAAAUAAUAAAGGAAUAAAAAAUAGCCAAACUAAUGAAAUAUCUGAAAAUAACGAAAAAAUGAAAAAAUCCAAGAAUGAUGAAUUAGUACUAGAAAAAAAAAUAAAAGAAGAAAUAAAAAAUGAAUAUAUCAUAGAUGACAAUAAAAGAAAACAAACUGAAAAAGGUGAAAAGGAAAGUAAAAAUUCAAAUAUUAAAAAAUAUAAGUUAUUUACAAAAGAUUUUGAAGAACAUUUCUUGAAGGAAGAUAAUGUAGAAAUAGGAAAAAAAAAUGAAAGUUCUACAAAAAAAAAUAGUGAUUCAAAUAAAGGUUUUAAUUUGGUAAAAUCCGAAACUCAGGAUAUUAUUAAUUUGCUUUUUAGUGAAAUGAAUAAUAAAACGCCUUUGGAUAUGGAAUAUAAUAUUAGUGUCAAUAAAAAUACGAAUAUUUCAGAAAAAGAAAAUGAACGAAAAAAAGAAGAAAUAGAAUCUACACCGAAAAAAACUAACGAAACAAUAAAUAAAAAGGGAAAUUCAAAAAGUAGAAAAGGUACAAGUACAGAUCAAGAUACGUUAGAGAAUAGGUUAUUUAAAUAUUUCAAAUUGUUAGGCCAAUUAUGUGCAAAAAUAUUAACAGAUAAUCGAAAUGUCGAUAUUAAUUUGCAUCCACUAUUCUGGUAUCUUGUAAUGAAUAACUCAGGCUAUGUUAACAUGUCCAAGUUGCAUCACUAUCAAUCGGUUGACGCAGUGAACAUGAAUAGCAUAAACAAACUAUUAGAAUACAGAAAAAGUGGGAAAAAUGUUGAAGAUUUACACCUUGAUUUUACACUAUUAGGAACUACACCACCAAUUGAACUAAUACCUAACGGUUCGGACAUAUCCGUAACCAAUGAAAAUUUAGAUUUGUUUAUAAAUAAAACAAUUCAAUAUUCUUUAUAUGAGGGAAUAAAAUUUCAGGUGUGGGCGUUUCGUUUCGGUUUUAGUACUAUAGCUCCAUUAAUAUGCACAAACAUUUUUGACGAAGAAGAAAUAUGUGAAUAUUUAUUUGGAAAUAGUAUUAAUAAUGAUGAAUAUUGGACAAAAGCUCAUUUAUCAACUUAUAUCAAACCUGAUCAUGGGUACACAAACGACUCAAUUACAUUCAUCACUCUAAUCGAGAUAUUGUCCGAAUUUGAUUGCAAUGAAAGGAAAAUGUUUCUUAAAUUUUGUACCGGAACAUCUACUUUACCUAAUAAUGGAUUUUCAGCCUUAAAGCCAUUAAUGAAAGUUGUUAAGAAAGAAGAUAAUAAUGAUUUACCAAGUGUUAUGACAUGUACAAAUUAUUUAAAAAUUCCAGACUACAAAAACAAAGAAAAAUUACGAAAUCGAUUAAUGUAUGCCAUCAAUGAAGGCCAAAAGAAUUUUUCUUUAUCAUAG
Messenger RNA from Plasmodium yoelii, 10164 nucleotides. Its product is annotated as E3 ubiquitin-protein ligase, putative. The transcript is spliced from 8 exons. Gene Ontology annotation, biological process: proteasome-mediated ubiquitin-dependent protein catabolic process; protein polyubiquitination. Lineage: Eukaryota; Apicomplexa; Aconoidasida; Haemosporida; Plasmodiidae. Bases 1 to 10164 code for a protein of 3387 amino acids. The record is from RefSeq and is a predicted model, not a curated record. Gene Ontology annotation, molecular function: ubiquitin protein ligase activity.